AUGACGUUAACAAAGUCAGAGUGUUUAAGAGAUACUGUGACAGUGUUAAUAAAUGCUAUCGGAGAUAAUGACAAUUCCGUUAAUAAUGUUGUAAUAAAAUCUUUAACGAAGAUAGCAAACACGUAUCCAAAUGAAGUAAUAGAUAUAUUUUGCGACUUUUAUAAAAAUACCGUCAAAGUGAACAAUGCGCAGCUGAGUAAUAUUGUGAAUUUUGCGGAUGAACAAAGAUUUAUGGUCUUAGAACAAACAUGUGUGAAUCAUGUGAAAAAACUGAAUUCACAAGCAGCUUCAGACCUAGUGAACUCUAUGCUUCGUGCUAUGACAGAGAACACAUCUUAUGAGCCUGUAGUACAGAUGGGUGCUUCAUCUGUUUUGGUUGCUGUCAGUCAUGAAUACUUGGAUUUGGUUCUCAGACUACUCAUUAACCAGCUAUCUCCAGCGUCUGUGCCGCAUUACACUAUCAUUCAUACUUUGGGUACCCUUGCUGCGGUGAAUACUCAGGGCGUGGUGCCGCAUAUUAAGGAGAUUCUGAGCAAAAUGCUUCCAUUGCUGACGCUUGUAAAACAAGAUGGCGUCAAACAAGCUUUCGCUUACGCAUUCGGACACUUUGCAGUUGCCGUUGCGGAACAAAUUGGUGACAAUGUAGAGAACGACAACAUAACGAACAUAAAAGAAAAUUUUGUUACGGAAUUCUCCAUAAUAUUCGAUGUACUGUACAAUCAGUGGCUCCCAUCUCACGAACACAAAGUAUCAGAAUCAGUCUUAGAAGCACUUGGGCCAAUUACAAGGCUAAUAUCAGAAAGGCAGUUUAACGAAACCGUCAAUAAAUUCGUACUUUCAUUGCUGUCUUUGUAUCGAAAGUCGACUAUAAACUCCUAUUACAUAAGUCAAUGCAUUUCCUAUCUUCUGUCACCGUCAUCUUUAAAUCCUAAAUUAGUUUUAAACGAUAGUGUUAUAAAUUCCAUCAACAACACUAUGUUCAAUUUGGUCCUUUUUGAGCCGGAUUAUGAUCAGCCGCAUACGGUAAAAAACCAUUUCGAAGUUCUUAGAUGUUUUGAUCAUAUGGCUGGGCAGUUCCCUGACCAAACUAUUGAGAGUCUGCUGCAUCAGUGUAAAAAUAAUCACGAGAAAGACAGAAUGAAAGCGGUAAUAAUACUAACUCAUCUGACAACAUCGUCACAUGUCUUUAUUGAGAGCUUCGCUGGAAAAUUUAUAGCUAUUCUAAAAGUGAUGACAGUUAUGGAGCAAAGCGUCAAAAUGAAGAAAUUACUUGUAAAAGCAAUCGUGGGAUUGGUGUAUAGAAAUUGCAUUACAACUUCUGAAGAUUUCGCUAUGAUCGAGUUCAUAAUCAAACACUGCGGCUACGAAGGGCCAGCUAAUAUUCCAAAAUAUGAAAUUGUAGAUUUACAUGAUACUUGCAGAAGUUCAUUAAUACUUAUGUGCAAUACAGUGACAAGUGUGAGAUCGCAAUUGAGAAAUCUUUUACUUACAGCGUUAACCAUCGAUGACUUAACAGCCUCUAUGUCUACUGUAAGCCAUUGUUUGACUUCGUUGUUGCAGAAUAAUUCAGACAUUAUCGUUGAUGAACAAACAGAAAAAUCAGUGGAAGAUAAUUGCAGUCCUGAUUUAGUUUUUAUUAGAUGCAUAACACAUAUCGUUGAUCCAAGUGAGAAGGAAAAAAACAAAAACUUAUUAAUAUUCCUAGAGGAAUACUCGGGGGAUAUUCAUAAGAAUUUAAAGAAUUCAUGGACGGUUGAAAUUCAAAGAUUAUUAAAGUUUGUCGAAAAGAAUGAGUCAAAAGAUCAAUGGCAUGGGAUGUUAUUGGAUCUAUUGGUGGCUGCUGUUGAGCAGGUAAAUAGUAAUAAAUGGGUCGAAACGAUAGCAACACUACUGUCCCAGCAAGUCUUGUCGAAGAAACAGUCACCAAUGAUAAAAGGAGUAUCAUUACAGUACUUGGCAAUUUUAUCUUGUCAUAUGACUAACGCCGCGGUCGUGGAGAAAGUAUUAAAAAUAAUAUUAUUUGCUUUAAAAUCCAUUCCAAUGGAAAGUUGUGAAUACGUUAGUAAAGCAAUAGGAAUUGCUUCCAGACAACAUGGCGAAGUUGUUAUGAAUGAACUUGACGCGAUAUAUAAAGAAAACGAAGCUAAAAGGGGUAAUAAAUUUUUUAACUUCUUAUCUUCAAAACAUUCUAAAAGCGAAAUAGAAAUAGGCCUUGUGAAAUAUGCAGCUAUAUGUUCCUAUGGUAAAAUAGCUAGCGAGUGCCUCGACGUACAUGUGUUAGCACGACUCGGUGACAAUAUUACUUCAAUACUCCACGAAACCCUAAAGCAUAACCCUCCCUUUGAUUUGUGCAAAGCAAGCAUUACGGCUCUUUACGAGAUUAGUAAAGCACUGUACCCUGCUUCACAUCAUAACGUUACACUUCGAAAUCGCUGGCAGCUAUUAAAUGCUGUGCUGUCACAAAUUUACAACUCUAAUCUGGACGAACGUAAUGUAGAAUUAUAUCCUAUUAUUGUGAAAGCAUCGAAAGCUUUAACGAAGCUUCAAAAAGGAAUAUUGCCGGAAGAAAGGAAUACCAUCCUUCGAAAUUUAUUUAACAGUAUCUUUGGAGAGUUAGCGUCUUUCAAGAGUAAAUACGAAUUGGAAGGAAACGGAGAGAAAAACGACUUGUUAGCGAAAACUUUAAACGACUCAUUAACUCUGCUUCAUCAUUUGAUACGGGAACUAAUAAUACAAUCGACUUGCUUGAGCACAAUAGACGAUCUAGUUGGUCUCUUAAUAGAAUGGAUACGUAACGAGAAUGAUGAAAUUCGAACAGCGGCGAUGCAAAUUCUCCAAGUGGUUUUUGACUCGUACAUUAAAAAUGUGAAGCUUAACUACGAAACGCCCAGUAAGUUUGGUCAGUUGGGCUACUUGCUUGGGCUUCUAGUCCCAGGAGUAGCUGACACUAACUUCCCAGUCAGACUGACUACAGUGGACUGUAUUAAACUGAUAAUUCAGAUACAAGACCUGUACGAAGGCCACAUCAUUGAAGCGGAUGAUGAAUGCAUGGCCAGUCUGGCUCACCUGCAAAACAAUAUACUGACAAAUGACCUUAACAUGAUCUAUGAUUACUGCAUGAUUUUGUGUGACACCAUAUCCCCUAAAAUUCCCCAUCACUACACAAUGCAGUUUGUUGAGAGCUUGUUAGAAGGCUACGACUCUCAGGAGUAUAGAAGUAUUGGCAUAAGUGCGGUACUGAACGCUUUGUUCGUAAAAAAAGGCCAGGAUUUAUAUCAAAAUAUUGAGAGAAUAGUGGAGGUGAUGUUAACAACCAUGGAUGAAGUCAGUGAGGAGGCCCGGUCGAAGUUGAUGUUGCCGCUGACGUCAUUAACAAAACAUCACUCUAACGCCGUCACGGCAGUUUUACUAGCACAGAAGUUGCCUUUAAAGCCAUGCGUCGUAUCUUGCUGGCGAAAUUUGGCAAAGGACGUAACUUUAGCAGAGGCGAUCAUAGAUAACUUCCUGCGUUUGAUGACCUCGAUUGAAUUGUACGAAGAUCCUUAUCACAUCACUGAAAAUCACAUUGCAGCACUGCAGCCGCUGACACUAAUUAGUGCACUGGGUGAAAUGCUUCAAGUGGACGCGAUAAAACCAAUCUGUAUCGCCAAGUUCUCGGACCUGUUCUCAGUGCUCUACACGACGUUGGCAUGUUAUUUAGAGGCCGAGGCUCCGGCGUACACUGUGCCCCCAAACAAAGGCCAGGAGAGGAUUGGCUUUAUACCUAACAGAGAGGCAAUCAAACUAUCUCCGGCUAAGAUCACUGUCAUCACCUUUAAUGCUUUUUUGGAACGGUCGGAUUGUCAAAAGGUGAGGGAGGCGUGCUCACUGUGCCUGUCCGUGGAGCACGGCGAGGGCGGCGGCACGCUGAGCGAGCUGGCGGCGCUGCUGGGCGGCGCGCUCGCCCGCAGCCAGGCGCCGCGCCUGUCGGGCUGCGUGGCGCGCCUGGCGCGCUUCGCCCGCGCGCCGCUGCCUCCGCAGCGCUGCGCUGCCGUCUCGCUGCUCGCCGCGCUGCUACACUACCGGUACGUACAGCACGUGCAGCAACGCUCGCGGCGCCGCGCCUGGCGGGCUGCGUGGCGUGCCUGGCGCUCCGCUCCCGCGCGCCGCUGCCGCCGCAGCGCUGCACUACCGUCGUGCUGCUCGCCGCGCGGCUACACUACCGGUACGUACAGCACGUGCAACAAGUAUAGCGCUCGCGGCACCGCGCCUGGCGGGCUGCGUGGCGUGCCUGGCGCUCCGCGCCCGCGCGCCGCUGCCGCCGCAGCGCUGCACUACCGUCGUGCUGCUCGCCGCUGCUACACUACCGGUACGUACAGCACGUGCAACAAGUAUAGCGCUCGCGGCACCGCGCCUGGCGGGCUGCGUGGCGUGCCUGGCGCUCCGCGCCCGCGCGCCGCUGCCGCCGCCGCGCUGCACUACCGUCGUGCUGCUCGCCGCGCUGAUACACUACCGGUACGUACAGCACGUGCAACAAGUAUAGCGCUCGCGGCACCGCGCCUGGCGGGCUGCGUGGCGUGCCUGGCGCUCCGCGCCCGCGCGCCGCUGCCGCCGCAGCGCUGCACUACCGUCGUGCUGCUCGCCGCUGCUACACUACCGGUACGUACAGCACGUGCAGCAAGUAUAGCGAUCGCGGCGCCGCGCCUGGCGGGCUGCGGUGGUGUUCCUGGCGCUCCGCGCCCGCGCGCCGCAGCGCUGGACUACCGUCGUGCUGCUCGCCGCGCUGCUACACUACCGGUACGUACAACACUUACAGCGCGCUGCUGUACUGUUAGUUAUAUGUGCGAGGCGGGUGGUGCGGGCGACGCGGGCGGCGUGGUGGUGGAGACGAUCCUGGCGACGCUGAGCGGCGGCUGGAAGGACGCGUCGGAGCGCGUGCGCGCGUCCGCGCUGCGCGGCGCGGCGGGCGUGGCCGCCCUGCCGCCCGCGCCGCGCGCCCUGGCGCUGCCCGCCGCGCUCGCUGCGCUCAGCCAGGGUGUCGACGCGCGACCCGCACGGUCGCCACUUGAAAACGUGCCUCUAGCAGCCAUACAAGGUCUCAGUCAGCUACUAUUGGAAAUAGAACAUCUGGAUAAAGAGUUCGAUAGAGAACUGCUCUCGAUAUCGCAAAAGAUACGUCCGUUCAUGAACACGGACUGCUCGCAGCUAAGGGAGAGCUCCAUACGGCUGUUCGGUAUCAUCGCGGGCAAAGUAUCCUCGGAAGCUCUGGUGGACCAGGCUGUCGGGUCGCUGCCUUGCUUCCUGCUGCAUUUGUGUGAUAGCAAUCCGGCGGUUGUGCGGGCAAGCAAGUUCACUCUCCGCGAGGUGUUCAAGACAUUCCCGGCGAAGAAGUCGAACGAGUUCGUGCAGAUGCACCUGGUGGACGAGGGCCGGCUGUUCCUGGACGAGUUCUUGUGCGCGCUGCUGCGGCUGCUGGCCGACGAGAUGCCGGCCUCGGUGCCCUCGUGCCUGCAGGCCGCCGUCAACUACCUGCACUGCGCACGCGAGGACAUGAAGCCGCAUCCGCCUUUGUUGCUCGGGCUUCUCUACGCAGAACUCUAUCGCCUCAAAGAGAAGACUUCCGCAGACACAGAUUUAGACCCGGACAUAACGAAGAGUGCGCGCACUCGCUUAUUGCUGCUAAUAAAAGAUUCAAACCCGCUAGUUAGACAGAAUUCUGCCAUGGCGCUCGCGUACAUAUGUUUGGUUUGUGCACAUGAUGGAUGA
Parnassius apollo (apollo) is the source of this 5745-nucleotide messenger RNA. NCBI's taxonomy places the organism in Eukaryota, Metazoa, Arthropoda, Insecta, Lepidoptera, Papilionidae. The record is from the annotation of a GenBank genome assembly.